AUGAUGUGGCAAACACUGUGUUGGGUUUUAUUACCCAGCCUUGCUUUUGGAGCCAUCGACAGAAAACGUAUCGUGUCGGAGCACAACAUUGUCCGUACGAAGCUUAUCAACAAUGAGACAACACCUCUUCAGGUUGGAAAUGGCAACUUCGCCUUUAGUGUUGAUACAACUGGCAUGCAGACAUAUCUCCCUUUUAACACGAUGUCACGUUGGGCAUGGCACAAUGACACUGAGCCAGAGGGAGAACUGAUUGAUGCAUAUACCGGCGUACCUAAGGAGACACAUGGAAGGAAUGUGUCAUAUGACAUUCCUGAUCCCAACCUUCCAGAGGUUUCUCAAUGGCUUAUCGGCAAUCCAAACCGCAUCAACCUUGGCCGCAUUGGACUGGGAUACAAUGGCGAUACCCUCAAUGCCAGUAUGAUUUCCGAGACGCACCAGAAAUUGGGUCUGUGGGAUGGAGUCAUCACAUCAACCUUCAAGAUUAAUGGUGUCAAGGUCAAGGUUAUAACACAGGGUGAUUUCGAGGCCGAUGCAGUCACGUUCAACAUCGAGUCGAAACUUAUUAAAACGGGGAACCUCACGGUUGAAUUCGACUUUCCUUAUCCACCUCUUCAUACGACCAAGUACAAGAACGAGGUUUUCGUUGGUGUUUAUGACUUCCCCUCCAACCACACAACAGAAGCCUCAUCUGGAGUACGAAAGAACAUAGCACACAUCUACCAUAACCUCGGAACUAAGUACUAUGUUAAUAUUUGCUGGCCAGAACAACAGCCACUGCAACUUAAGAGACUUCAGCUGCUAGGGUCUACACAGCGCACAGCCCAUAGAUAUAUACUCUCUUCCGCUGUUGGUAAAACAAUGUCCUUUACCGCCGACUUCUCUCCCAGCAAGAAACUCCCCGACCUUCCGUCGUCAAGUAAGAAGCGCAACUCCGCUGGGUGGCGUGAUUAUUGGCAAAAUGGUGGUUUCGUGGACUUGACCGAGUCAACGAAUCCGAACGCUACUGAGUUGCAACGCCGGAUCAUCACCUCCCAGUAUCAUGUCAGAGUGAACAGCGCCGCCGAAGGCGAGUCGCCGCAGGAGAGCGGGCUUAUGAAUAACGGCUGGUAUGGGAAAUUCCACAUGGAAAUGGUUGUAUGGCACAAUGCACAUUGGGUCUCUUGGGGUCGUGAUCAGUAUUUCCACAACAUCUUCCCUGCUCUUUAUGAGAAGCUUUUACCAACUUCCCUUGCCAGAGCGAAGCAAAUGGGAUGGGAAGGAGCUCGUUGGCCGAAAAUGACGGAAACGAUAACUGGUCGGAGUUCACCUGGCGGUAUCAAUGCGUACCUCAUGUGGCAACAACCGCAUCCUAUGUACAUGGCGAUGCUUGCUUACAAGAGCAAACCAACGAGGAGCACGCUUCGGCGGUGGAACCCAAUUCUUGAGGCUACCGCUGAUUAUAUGGCAUCUUAUGCAUGGUUAAAUGAAACCUCGGGCAAAAACGAUCUCGGGCCCCCGGCAAUUGGCGUCACGGAGAACACGCCGCCAGAUCUUACUCUCAAUCUCGCUUACGACAUUGCAUAUUGGAGAUAUGGACUUGAUGUUGCUCGUGACUGGAAGAAGAAGUUCGGCCUUCCUGUGCCCAAGCAAUGGACCACUGUUGCAAAGAACCUGGCUACGCCCCCGCAGAUCAACGGACUCUACACAGUUUAUGACGGGCUCAAUGCGACCUGGUGGGAUGAUCCAGCGCUCAAUCGAGACCCACGAAGCCUGAUAAUGCUACAAGGAAUCUUACCAGGCACGCCGGCAGUAAACAAAGAGGUCGCUCGCCGAACGGCGGAUAAGGUAUGGGAGGUUUGGACUGACCAAAACAUUCGCGGAUGGGGACGGCCCGUGCUUGCAAUUAACUCUGCCCGGAUUGGUAACCCAGAGCGCGCGAUCUAUCAUUUGACGGCUUAUGAUUACUGGAAAUUUGAUGAUGCAGGAUUUGCAAUUCGCGGAGGUGAUGGAAAUACACCACCUCCAUUUAUGCCAGGCAAUGCGGGCUUACUGUUGGCUGUUGCAUACAUGGCUGAAGGCUGGGACGGCUCUAAAGGUAGCACGCCGGGAUUCCCUAAGAAUGAUGGAUGGAUAGUUAAUCACGAAGGGCUUCGUAAAGCACUUUGA
Messenger RNA from Fusarium sp. VM40, 2145 nucleotides. The record is from the annotation of a GenBank genome assembly. NCBI's taxonomy places the organism in Eukaryota, Fungi, Ascomycota, Sordariomycetes, Hypocreales, Nectriaceae.